GGGCGCCGGGCAAGAUGGCCGCGCACCUGUCUUACGGGCGAGUGAACUUGAACGUCCUGCGCGAGGCGGUGCGUCGCGAGCUGCGCGAGUUCCUGGACAAGUGCGCGGGGAGCAAGGCAAUUGUGUGGGAUGAGUACCUAACUGGACCCUUCGGCCUGAUUGCCCAGUACUCCCUGCUCAAGGAACACGAAGUGGAGAAAAUGUUCACCCUUAAGGGGAGCCGUUUGCCGGCAGCCGAUGUCAAGAACAUCAUCUUCUUCGUCAGGCCCAGGCUGGAGUUGAUGGACAUAAUCGCAGAAAACGUGCUCAGCGAAGACCGACGUGGCCCAUCGAGAGAUUUCCACAUCCUGUUUGUGCCGCGCCGCAGCUUACUGUGUGAACAGCGGCUGAAAGAUCUCGGUGUCCUGGGAUCCUUUAUCCAUCGGGAGGAGUACAGCCUUGAUCUCAUCCCCUUUGAUGGCGACCUCCUGUCCAUGGAAUCGGAGGGCGCGUUCAAAGAGUGCUACCUGGAGAGCGACCAGACGAGCCUGUACCACGCGGCAAAGGGGCUGAUGACCCUGCAGGCGCUGUACGGGACCAUCCCCCAAAUCUUCGGGAAAGGAGAGUGUGCACGGCAAGUGGCCAAUAUGAUGCUCAGGAUGAAGAGGGAGUUUACAGGGAGCCAGAACUCAGUAUUCCCCGUGUUCGAUAACCUCCUGCUGCUCGACCGCAACGUGGACUUGCUGACGCCGCUAGCCACCCAGCUCACGUAUGAAGGGCUCAUUGACGAGAUCUAUGGCAUCCAGAACAGUUACGUGAAGUUGCCACCAGAGAAAUUCGCGCCCAAGAAGCAGGGCGAGAGCGGGAAGGAUCUGCCCACAGAAGCCAAGAAGCUGCAGCUGAACUCGGCAGAGGAGCUGUACGCCGAGAUCCGGGAUAAGAACUUCAACGCCGUGGGCUCCGUGCUGAGCAAGAAAGCCAAGGUCAUCUCAGCGGCCUUUGAGGAGCGGCACAAUGCCAAGACGGUCGGGGAGAUCAAGCAGUUCGUGUCCCAGCUGCCCCACAUGCAGGCCGCCAGGGGCUCCCUGGCAAACCACACCUCCAUCGCGGAGCUCAUCAAAGAUGUCACCACCUCCGAAGACUUCUUUGAUAAGUUAACUGUGGAGCAAGAGUUUAUGUCUGGAAUCGACACUGAUAAGGUCAACAAUUACAUUGAGGAUUGCAUUGCCCAGAAGCACCCUCUGAUCAAGGUGCUGAGGCUUGUGUGCCUCCAGUCCGUGUGUAACAGCGGCCUCAAACAGAAAGUUCUGGACUAUUACAGAAGAGAGAUCCUUCAGACCUAUGGCUACGAGCACAUCUUGACCUUGCACAGCCUGGAGAAGGCGGGGCUGCUGCGGGCACAGACGGGCGGCCGCAACAACUACCCCACCAUCCGGAAAACCUUACGGCUCUGGAUGGAUGACGUCAACGAACAAAACCCCACGGACAUAUCCUACGUGUACAGCGGCUACGCCCCGCUCAGCGUGCGCCUGGCCCAGCUGCUCUCCCGACCCGGCUGGCGGAGCAUCGAGGAGGUGCUGCGCAUCCUCCCCGGGCCCCACUUCGAGGAGCGGCAGCCCCUGCCCACCGGCCUGCAGAAGAAACGUCAGCCCGGGGAAAACCGCGUCACGCUGGUCUUCUUCCUGGGGGGCGUGACCUUCGCGGAAAUUGCCGCGCUGCGGUUUCUCUCGCAGCUGGAAGACGGCGGCACCGAGUACGUCGUCGCCACCACGAAGCUCAUGAACGGAGCCAGCUGGAUCGAGUCUCUCCUGGAAAAGCCGGUCUAGCGCGUUCUCAGCGAACUUCGCCAGUGCGCUGCCGGACGCCUACGCUCCCCUUGGAAGAAGCGGCCGAAAGGAGGUGGAGCCCCACGGGAGAACAGCGCCGGGGGUCGACGCCAGGGCCAGCUGCUUGAAUUCUGCUGCAGUUCCUCCGACCGCUGCUCCUCUGUCUUCCCGCGUUCUUGGAGAAAGGAGGGGAGAAGAGAGUGGAGUCGGGUAGCAGAGACACCAGUGUGAAUUUGCGGGACUCAAGACGCUCAUUAGAAGUCUCUGGAAUUACCUUCACUGGGCCGGCUAGAUGGUCCCGGCAGCCACACAAUCUGGGCUGGUUCUUAAACUAGGGAAGCAGUGAACUGUCUCACCCCCAAUAGAGGGCAUUCUGUUUCUAGAGGGGACGUGGUGCUCACAGCAGCAACAGGUGUCGGGCAGGGGGUUGGAGCCGAUGUGUCCCCCAGGUGAAGAUUUGGAAACAUUGCACUUCAUAUCUCCAGUAUCUCCAGGCUGAGUUUCAUCCAAACUGCACAGCCACUUGGUCCCUUUUGCUUUUUAGAAAGCAAGAGUUGGAUUAGGGGUGGGGAGGGGGAAGAGUCUUUUAAUAAAAACAAAGUGAUCUGCCUGGGAA
Messenger RNA from Echinops telfairi (small Madagascar hedgehog), 2421 nucleotides. It is a transcript of the gene VPS33A, whose product is annotated as VPS33A core subunit of CORVET and HOPS complexes. The record is from RefSeq and is a predicted model, not a curated record. The transcript is spliced from 13 exons. NCBI's taxonomy places the organism in Eukaryota, Metazoa, Chordata, Mammalia, Afrosoricida, Tenrecidae. The coding region runs from base 15 to 1805 and encodes 596 amino acids. Gene Ontology annotation, cellular component: lysosome; CORVET complex. Gene Ontology annotation, biological process: vesicle-mediated transport; intracellular protein transport.